This is a messenger RNA of Chelonia mydas (Green sea turtle), 3693 nucleotides long. RefSeq names its product dimethylglycine dehydrogenase (gene DMGDH). Gene Ontology annotation, cellular component: mitochondrion. The record is from RefSeq and is a predicted model, not a curated record. Gene Ontology annotation, molecular function: oxidoreductase activity; protein binding. The transcript has 16 exons. Bases 282 to 2666 code for a protein of 794 amino acids. Lineage: Eukaryota; Metazoa; Chordata; Testudines; Cheloniidae.
UGCCAGAGCCAUUCCCUUCAUGGUUUUAACAGCUGAAUAGCAAGUUAAGUGCUGGAAUUCACAGAAAAGAGGCACCCUCGAAUCACACUAGUCUGCGGGCUUUGACAGCGAGGAAGCCUUUAAAAUACUAGUGAAAAGGCGUCGGACAGUUUUGGCUUCAUUACAGGGAAGAAAAGCCAUCUUCCUUCUUGGGAACUAAAUGGAAAGAUACAGCAGAGACAGUGAUUAUUGGAGGUGGUUGCAUUGGUGUAAGUCUUGCUUACCACCUGGCCAAGGCUGGCAUGAAGGAUGUCAUUCUGCUCGAAAAAUCUGAACUGACGGCUGGAUCUACUUGGCAUGCAGCUGGGUUAACAACUUACUUUCAUCCUGGAAUAAAUCUGAAGAAAAUCCAUUACUACAGCAUCAAACUCUAUGAAAAAUUGGAGGAGGAGACUGGGCAGGCUGUGGGAUUUCAUCAGCCAGGCAGCAUCAGAAUUGCUUCCACCCCUACUAGAGUGGAUGAAUUCAAGUACCAAAUGACGCGAGCUGGUUGGCAUCCAACAGAGCAGUAUCUUAUUGGGCCUGAGAGAAUACAAGAGCUGUUUCCCAUAUUGAACAUGGAGAAGGUUUUAGCUGGCCUGUAUAACCCCGGAGAUGGUCAUAUUGAUCCCUAUUCUCUCACUAUGGCCUUGGCUGCAGGAGCCAGGAAAUAUGGUGCCCUGUUAAAUUACCCAGUCCAAGUGACAAAUCUGAGCCCUAGAUCAGACGGGACCUGGGAAGUUGAAACUCCAAAUGGAAUAAUUAGAACAAACAGAAUUGUGAAUACAGCAGGCUUCUGGGCUCGUGAAAUAGGCAGAAUGAUUGGACUGCACCAUCCCCUCAUACCUGUUCACCAUCAGUAUGUUGUCACAUCAACUAUUCCUGAAGUGAAAGUCCUGAAAACGGAAUUGCCUGUGCUUCGUGACUUAGAAGGAUCAUAUUAUCUAAGACAGGAAAGGGAUGGGCUUUUAUUUGGUCCAUAUGAAAGUCAGGAGAAAAUGAAACUACAGGAGUCCUGGGUAACAAAUGGAGUCCCACCAGGUUUUGGAAAGGAACUUUUUGAGUCUGAUUUAGACAGAAUAAUGGAUCAUAUUGAGGCUGCAAUGACAAUGGUCCCAGUCCUGAAACAAGCAGACAUCAUUAACACAGUUGCUGGUCCUAUCACAUAUUCUCCAGACAUUCUUCCUAUGGUGGGACCGCAUCAAGGUGUCAGGAAUUACUGGGUAGCAAUUGGCUUUGGAUAUGGCAUUAUCCAUGCUGGAGGUGUAGGAAAGUAUCUCAGUGAUUGGAUCCUAGGUGGGGAGCCUCCUUUUGACCUAAUAGAAUUAGAUCCCAAUCGCUAUGGAAAAUGGAUCACCACCCAAUAUACAGCAACAAAAGCAAGAGAGUCUUAUGGAUUUAACAACAUUGUUGGUUAUCCUAAAGAAGAAAGGUUUGCUGGGAGACCUACAGAGAGAGUCAGUGGGCUUUAUGAAGUGCUUAAAUCUAAAUGCUCAAUGGGUUUCCAUGCUGGAUGGGAGCAACCUCAUUGGUUCUACAAACCUGGAGAUGAGAUUGGAUACAAACCCAGUUUUUGGCGCACAAACUGGUUUGAACCUGUGGGUCGUGAAUAUAAGCAGGUUAUGGAAAAAGUUGGUGUGAUUGACCUGACACCAUUUGGCAAGUUUAUUGUCAAAGGGAAUGAUUCGGUUAAACUGUUGGAUCACCUGUUUGCAAAUGUCAUUCCAAAGAUGGGUGCUACAAAUAUAAGUCACAUGUUAACACCGAGAGGCCAAGUCUAUGCUGAGCUAACCGUGUCUCACCUGUCUCCAGGGGAGUUUUUGCUGGUGACUGGUUCUGGGUCAGAGCUCCAUGAUCUGAGAUGGAUAGAAGAGGAGGCACUGAAGGGUGGAUACAAUGUUGAGAUUAAAAAUAUUACAGAUGAGAUGGGAGUACUUGGCAUAGCAGGUCCAUUUGCCCGAAAGGUUCUCCAGAAACUGACCACUGAGGAUCUUAGUGAUUCUGCAUUUAAAUUUCUUCAGUCCAGACAUAUUAAACUUUCUGAUAUUGCUGCUACUGCUAUUAGGAUAUCCUAUACAGGUGAACUGGGUUGGGAACUCUACCAUAGAAAAGAAGAUUCUGCAGCUCUAUACAAUGCCAUCAUGGAAGCAGGCCAGGAAGAAGGAAUCGAUGACUUUGGAACUUAUGCUCUGAAUGCCUUAAGGCUGGAAAAAGCUUUCCGGGCUUGGGGGGCAGAGAUGAACUGUGACACUAAUCCUCUGGAAGCUGGACUGGACUAUUUUAUCAAGUUAAACAAGCCAGCAGACUUCAUAGGAAAGCAAGCACUGAAGCAGAUUAAAGAAAAGGGGCUUAAACGGCGACUGGUGUAUCUCACCUUGGAAACAGCUGACGUUGAUCCAGAGGGAAAUGAAAGUGUGUGGCAUAAUGGCAGAGUUGUUGGCAACACCACAUCUGGAAAUUACAGCUACAGUACCCGGCAGAGUCUGGCUUUUGCAUAUGUCCCCACAGAACUCAGCAAAGUUGGACAGAAGCUGGAAGUUGAACUGCUAGGAAAAAAUUAUUCAGCAACUGUUGUAGAGGAACCACUGGUUCUGACCGAACAAACAAGAACACGCCUUCAGAAAAAGGGUGGGAGUGUCAAGGUGUAAACCCAGAGGGCAGUUACAGUAAAUUCUCCAAUAUCAAUUGGUUUGACUUACAACCAUGAAAUACAAAGGAGUCAAACUACUCUGGUUCCCAAUCAUUAAGGGUGAGAUUCUCAUUUGCCCUAUACAUCCAUGUAGGGGAUUAAGGGGAUUUAAGAUGGCCCCUUGAUUCAUUGAGUGGACUACCCACAUCACUGCUCUGAGCACAGGGGAGGAGAGCAGGCUCCUGUGGACACGUGCUCCCCCAUCCUCCCAAUGCUUGUGGACAGGAAGCGGGUAAAGAAUCAACGGUCAUUACUCAGCUUCUCCACACUCUCGCAAGCAGAACUGAGCUGGUGCAAGGGGGAAGUAGUCUGCUGUUAGUAUGAGCCAACAGCAAAUUAUUUCCCUUCUUUCAGGGUCACUUUUCUUUCCCUGGUAUGCUCCUGGGGCAGUGCAGCUACACAUUGCCCUUUCCCUGUAGUCUUGGCAAAGUCCCAGCCUUGUCCCCAAAGGAAUAGUUACUUAGUUCCACAUGGACACAUUCUGAACAAAACUGAAGUUGCUCUUGAACAUUGGCUUUAGAAAUUAUUUUUUUAAAAUUCAAACUGAGUAGAUAAUAUUUUUUCUCCAGCUGUGUUAUUCUGGAAGAACUUUUGGUGGAAGAUAGAAAUUCAGUCCUUCCUAAUCAAGAAAUUCUAGAAAGGCCACUCUUCCUAUUGAUUGAGUAUUUUGCCAUGGAUCAGCUAGUAGACCAUAUGCAACAUUAUUCAACAUACACAAUAUUACUGCCCAAUUUCUGGACACAAUCAAAACGUACGAACUCUUGCACCAUUUUUUGUUUAGUUCUUCCUUUCUCGGUUAAAAAUUAAGCGAUGGUGACAAUGUGUUGUCAUAUACAAAUAAUAAGUGAACAUAUGUAUUUAAACUGCAGUAUUUCAUUCAGUGUUGUUUUUGAUCAUCUCAAUAAGCAAGAUUUUGGAUACUGUAGGAGAAUAUAAACAUUGGAAAUGUAUUAAAUUAUUAUAAUAAACUUGUUAAUUCCAUAAAA